Chanos chanos (milkfish) is the source of this 3888-nucleotide messenger RNA. RefSeq names its product limbin-like. Bases 1 to 3888 code for a protein of 1295 amino acids. The record is from RefSeq and is a predicted model, not a curated record. The transcript is spliced from 22 exons. Lineage: Eukaryota; Metazoa; Chordata; Actinopteri; Gonorynchiformes; Chanidae. Gene Ontology annotation, biological process: smoothened signaling pathway. Gene Ontology annotation, cellular component: plasma membrane protein complex; ciliary membrane.
AUGGAGCUGUAUCGAGCCACAAACCUCAGGAAUCUUCCUCUGUCCUGUUGUCCUGGCUGUUCUCACCAUCGCUUCACGACUGUCAGUAUUACCCACUUAGAUGCCCCAUUUUCAAGGGCCAAGAUGGGGAGAAGGAUAUGUGGACAUGACCCUGCCCUUGGAGGGGUCCUGCCUCACCUCCUCAGCCCCUGGAGACACUUGGACUCAUUCGAUAUUCAGAGUACUGUAAAGCCGUCAGCAUUUGGACUCAAAUUUCAGAAAUGUGCUCAGGUCGAGACAGGGAGAGAGUUUCUGGUCACUUUCUUCCUGGUCAUUUCAAACCCGGAUGAGGGAACAGACCUGUCACAGCUGGGUGUCAGGGAUGCCGUGAGUGACAUCAAACUGCUGCAGGGCCAGGGAAAUGUCCAGGAGAGAGGCUUUCAAACCUUUACUACAGACUCGCUAAAGGCUGGGUCUAACUAUGUUGUAAAGUACACUGCCACCAUUAAAGGAAACAGGAGUGAAGUUCUGGCCCUUCCUGCCUUCCUCACGUUCUCCAAUGCAUCACAGAAUGAUAUCAACUUGUUUGGCCCUGUGGUUGCUAAUUUCACCCUUAGGAUGAAUUCAACUGAGAAGAUUUAUCCAAACCAUGCUGUUCACUUUGCGGGCUUUGUUGGAGUCUUCUUCCUCUCCAGCCUGCUGCUCUCUCUGAUCUUCCUGGCUGUCGGCUGGGUUUACAGUAACAGGCUGCUAAACUCUCCACACCAUAGAAGAAAGAGAGCUGGUCUCCACGGAGACGUGGACCCUGAGGAGGGGUUGUGUGACAUCAGUGAGGCGGCGAAAGACGAGGCGGUGUUUGAAGAUAAGAUUAUAGAUAUCAUGGCGCUGGAGGACCCUGUGAACAUGUUCCAGGCUUUAGACAAUUUGGACAUGUCCACUCUGCUGCGUGGGGCCUCUGCGUUGGAGAGUUGUCGCGUUCAGAUGUGUAAGGACGUGAUGGGGUUGUUGGUGGGUGGUGUUCGGGGCCAUGGGCAGUUGAGUGCCCAGGCAGAGCGUCGUCUCCUGGGAGUGUUGGAGGGUCAGCUGCAGGGGAUGGAGGGUAAACUGAAAGAGGAGCACGUGGCUCGCAUGGGAGCCCUGGCGGCCCAGUGUAACCUGGAGAGCAGAGAUGAGAUGGAGAGCAAACAUCACAGAGAGGCUGCAGAGAAAGCCCAGGCUGAAGUACUGUUCCAACACGCUGAGCAACAGGAGGCACUGGAGUGCAGUAUGCUGCUGGAGAAGCUCCAUAAGCUGGAGCAGCAGCAGUUGCAGCAUGGCCUGCUGGUCCGACACGAACAAGCGUCUGCGCAGGCGCAGAGGCAGCUGGUGGUGCGGCGCAGAGUGGAGCUGCACAAGAUCUUCUGUGAGGAGCUGGACGAAGCCACGAGAACAGGAGAGCUGGAGAAAAACAUGGCUAAUGCCCUUCUGCAUGAAUACUUCACCUGUCAGGACCAGUUGGAGGAGGUACUUGAUGUGUUCCUGGCCAAUCAAAGGGCAGUGAUGAGUGAGAGACAUGCCCAAAGGCGGUUCCUGGUCCAGAGCUUGCAGAGCCUGAAGGGCUUGGUGUGUGAUGUCUUCUCCUCUUUUGAGGAAGAGAUCCAGAGCUGGUUCACUGAGCUCAGGAGGGCAGGGUGUGUGUGUGAGGAACAGCUGGAUUCUGUGGCUGAGCAGGUGAAGGUGGAUCUCCAGCGUGUCAGGCAGGGUGUGGAGGAGACCCUAAGCAGAGAAAGAGGAGCUCUUCACUGUGACCUCCUCAAGAGAAGGAGAGCUCUCAUCACUGACAGGUUGCAGGAGCAGAAACAGAAACAGCAGGAGUUGUGUUUCUUAGCUCGAGAUUCCAAGGACAGAGUGGAUCCAGUUAAGCACCUGAACCAGUGGCAGGGUCUGCUUUGUUCCCAGUGCCUGGAACUGGGCGAACUCAUAAACAGUCUGGAUGAAGAGGCAGCUGCAGACAUACGCAAAGUGACCAUGCGUGUGAUCCAAGCCGCGAUACCUGAGCUGAAGGCGGUCCAGUCCAGUGCCGCUCAGACCCUUCUGGGUUCGGGUUUGGGUGUCCCGCGAACCCUGCUCCAGAGAGAGACGGGAAGCAGCCCGCUUGUCGAGGCCCAGGAGAGACUCCACAGUCAGGGCAAAGCGGCAGCACGGUCCCUGGCCACAGCAAGGAGCUCCAUUCAACACAGCAGAGAAGAAGAAAUACAGGAGCAGAGAGAGCUCAGAGAGAGGGCCAGGAAUUUCUUCAGGUGUGUAUGUGUCUCUCCAUUAGCGCUGUCUGAGGAGGAUGUGUUGCGUCUGAAGUUGGAGUUUCAGAAAUGCAUGUGUCACCUGGAUCGUUGUCUGGUGUUACCUCGUGCUGUCACCCGCCUGAAGCUCCACCGUGCUCUUACUGCAGGACGGAAAGAAGCUCUGGACAAACUGGACAACGCGCACCGACCACACACAAACUCACAGAGAAAGUCCAGAGCCAAAGCUUCGUCUGCAGAUCUCGCGUCUUCAGAGGUUGGGUCUGUGGAGGUGAAACCGCUCCAUAACCUCUCAGACCUACAGCUGUUUAGGAAGAGAGUUCAAGACCGGAUUCGUCUGUACGAAGAAGAGAAAGAGAUAGAGAGCGGCGCUAUGGAAAAGGUGUAUAAGGAGUUACGUGAGGAGAGAGAGGAGGAGGUGAGAGCUGAGGAGGAGAGGCUGGCGGUGGAGGUGGCUGCUUUGGCCUGUGAAAAAGCUGAAAAAAGGAUGAGAGCGCUGGAGACCUUCUCUGGCUUUAUCAGCCUGCAGACCCUCCUAAUGCAGGAGCUCCGCAGUCAUACAGCAAUCCUACACAACACAGAGACAAGUCAGAGUAUACACAGCCACCUCCUGGCUUUUGAGGAGGCAGAGCUCCAGCUGCAGAAGGAGAAGACGGAGAGAGAGGAGCUGGUGCGUAGUCAGAGCCCUAAAGCUGUUUCAGCUGACGACCACGACGGACGAGAUGAACCUGAAAAGUUGUUCAGCGUGGAGAAGGACUGCAGGAUUGCCCAGAGCCUGAAGGUGGCGCUGUGUAAAAGACAGCAGGUGGAAGAAUGCCUGACUGAUAGGUUGAGGGAAAUGGAGAUUAAGAAUCAGGUGUUGGAGGAUAUUCAGGAGCAGCUGGAACUUAAGAGAAUUUACACAUAUUGUGAUCAGAAUCUGGACUUUGCCGCUGUACUGGUGAGGCUUAGCCUGGUUCCACAGUGCAUUCUCCAGGAAAUCCUGCGACUUCUCUUACCCACUUUACCCGAGGGGGAACUCCAGUCCCUCUCUGAUGCUCUCUACCCGAAACCAGCAUCCAGCCAACACCAUACCAAAGAGUAUACUGGAGGUGAACAUAGGUCCAUGCUAGGGAGACUAAGAGAGGACAUUGUGGACAGAAAUCUCACACCUUGCUCCCAGGACAAGGACAGUGACAAGGACAAGGAGAGAGUCCUGAAGAAAAGACAAAACUGCUUAGAGAAACUCUUCUUCGACUCCAAAGCAGAGGGUUCAAAAGAGGUUUUAAAGGUCCUGGUUAUGGAAAAGCCAGAAGCUCCGGAGGCCCAGCGAGAGACACACAAAAAUGAGCCUGACCCAGAAUUCCCUCAGCAGGAGUUGGCAGACACUAAUCAGCCCAUCACAGAGAUGCAUACGGAUAAUCAGGGCUGCUCUUUAAACGAAGCUGCUGGAUGGGAGAUGGGGGAGGGGCUAGAGAGGAAAACCUCGGUGGGCGAGGCCUUGGACGUUUCCGACCACGGGGGUAGGGUGUUUGUCUUCCGCUACCCGCCCUCGGAUUCUCAGGACUGCAACAAGACCUUUAAGAGAAAGAGAAAAAGAAACUAUUUAAACUUUAAAAAGGGAAGAAUAGUCCCUCAGAAGCAGGACUAA